AAGAGGAAAAGGAUGACGUCAGGACGUAUUUGCUGGUGUACUUUCCUCCUGUAACUAAGUUAGCUAGCCUGUGCAUCUUUGAAGGUUCAGCUUAAUUCACUGACAACUUGUUUGUGUAAAUUCACUUCAUAUUCACAUCUUCGGCAGCACCAUGAGCACGCUGUGGAUGGGGAACCUAGAGACCUAUAUGGAUGAGAAGUUCAUCACCAGAGCCUUUUCCACCAUGGGUGAGCAGGUGAUCAACGUGCGGAUCAUACGCAACAAGAUGACAGGUGUGUCGUCGCCCAGGGGUGCCCUGGGUUACUGUUUUGUGGAGAUGACGGACGAGGCCACAGCUGAGAGGUGUCUCCGCAAAAUCAACGGAAAAGCUUUACCUGGAGCCAAUCCUCCCACAAGAUUCAAGUUAAACCGAGCCACCUUUGGGAAGCAAGACAGUGGUCAGAUGUAUUCUCUGUUUGUGGGAGAUCUGACUCCAGAGGUCGAUGAUGGAAUGCUUUAUGAGUUCUUUUACAACCGCUACCCUUCCUGUCGUGGUGGAAAAGUGGUGCUGGACAGCAUGGGCAACUCCAAGGGUUGUGGCUUUGUUCAGUUCCCAGAUGAGCGGCUGCAGAAGCGGGCUUUAGAGGAGUGUCAGGGUGCUGUGGGACUGGGUGGUAAGCCUCUGAGACUGAGCCUUGCUGCUAACAAUUUAAGGAACAGGCAGCAGCAGCAGCAAUCAGAGCACAGAUCAUGGCAGUCCAGCUCAGGAUACAGAAACAACUAUGACCAGUAUAACCAGUACCAGCAGCAGCAGGCCUAUUCUGGGUAUUUCUCGCCCUGGGGCUACGACCAGACUGGAGGCGGUUAUGGCUACAACUACCCGCAGUAUGAGUACACACAGUAUCCACCACCACAAGAAAGCGAAAGUGAAGCUGUUGAGGAUGAUGGACUUGAAGAUCCCAGUCUGCAGCUGGAUGUAAUAGAGGCCAACAGGAAGUUCAUGGAGAUCAGUGAGGAACUGUAUGAUGCUCUGAUCGAGUGUCACUGGCAGCCAGCAGAAUUCUCUACAGAACAGGACUGUAUGACAUCCAGCCUACCAGAGCCCAUUUACUGCUGAAACAGAAAACAUUUUCUUCAUGUUGACAGUAUGGAUUAUUUUUGUAAGAACAUAUAAAGGAAAUGAGUGAUGGUAA
Messenger RNA from Morone saxatilis (striped sea-bass), 1172 nucleotides. RefSeq names its product tRNA selenocysteine 1-associated protein 1-like. Gene Ontology annotation, cellular component: nucleus. Gene Ontology annotation, biological process: selenocysteine incorporation. Bases 152 to 1096 code for a protein of 314 amino acids. The record is from RefSeq and is a predicted model, not a curated record. The transcript has 9 exons. Gene Ontology annotation, molecular function: tRNA binding. NCBI's taxonomy places the organism in Eukaryota, Metazoa, Chordata, Actinopteri, Moronidae.